This is a messenger RNA of Morone saxatilis (striped sea-bass), 3623 nucleotides long. RefSeq names its product neurotrophic tyrosine kinase, receptor, type 1 (gene ntrk1). Gene Ontology annotation, molecular function: neurotrophin binding; ATP binding; neurotrophin receptor activity. Gene Ontology annotation, cellular component: plasma membrane; axon; signaling receptor complex. The transcript is spliced from 16 exons. The record is from RefSeq and is a predicted model, not a curated record. The coding region runs from base 1 to 2397 and encodes 798 amino acids. Gene Ontology annotation, biological process: cellular response to nerve growth factor stimulus; nerve growth factor signaling pathway; cell surface receptor protein tyrosine kinase signaling pathway. NCBI's taxonomy places the organism in Eukaryota, Metazoa, Chordata, Actinopteri, Moronidae.
AUGGCUGUGGCACCCCGGGCCCUGGCACUUCCCUGGUGCACUUCCCUGGUGCUCGCCCUGCUCAGCCUGGCACCGGUGCCCACCUUGGGAGGGUGCCCAUCGGCUUGCAGGUGUUCUUUUGCCAUGCUGCAGUGCCUGGAGCCAAACGGUAUCACCAGCAUCCCGGCACUGGCGCGGCAAGAGAGCGAGAAUGUGACAGAGAUUUUCAUAGAAAACCAAGCAGGCCUGGAGAAUAUAACAGAAAUUGAUCUUUUCAACUACCGAGAGCUGAAGAACCUCACGGUCACAUUAUGUAGGCUGAGGCUCAUCUCUGCGAAUGCCUUCCAACAAAACCUCAAGCUCCAGUAUGUGAACUUGGCAUCAAACUCUCUGGAACACAUCUCCUGGAGGGUGUUUCAUUUUCUACCGCUGCUCAACCUGGUUUUGAGGGACAACCCUCUUGUUUGCUCAUGUGACCUCCACUGGCUCCAGCAGUGGCAGCAUAAUGAACGUGGUGACCUAGACAACCAACUAUUGUCUUGUUUAUCCAAUGAUCAGGAAGUGGCCCUCAACUCUUUGGUGAUAGAUAACUGCAGUCUGCCGGAGGUGACCAUUUUCUCCUUUGAAGACAAGAUUCAAGAAGGUGGCAACCUGACAUUUGAAUGUCAUGUGACAGGAAGUCCAACUCCCAAUGUGAGAUGGAGAACUGAAGAUCUCAAGUCUCCUUUCUUCACCCGGGAGAUAAUCUUGGGCUCCACAUUACAACUGGUCCUGUACCUCACCAACGUUUCCUCCUAUGACAACCUGCACAACCUAACUUGUGAGGCCGAGAACCAAGCUGGGCCCGGGGAGGAGAUGGUGCAAUUGGACAUUGAGUUUCCAGUCAAAAUCAUCUACCUGAACAACGUUGAGCAGCAGCACCACUGGUGUUUCCCCUUUAUUGUGGAUGGUAAUCCUCAACCAACCAUCACGUGGCUGUAUGAUGGGAAAGAACUCAAGCAAUCAGAAUUCAUAUAUACCCAGUUCAUCCCUGACUUAACUGACGGAUCAAAGAAACACGGUUGUCUCUUCCUCGACAAGCCCACCCACAUAAACAACGGCCGCUACACUCUGAUUGCGCAGAACAAACUGGGAAGGGCUGAGGCCUCAGCCUAUGGGAUGUUUAUGGAGAACCCCUUCGACCCGUUCGAUCCUGAGGGGAUAAUUCCAGUUCCUACAGUCAAAUCAGACAUGAACGUCACAGAGAACUCGGAGAGUCGAGUGUUUGUGGUGUCUGUGGCUGUGGGUCUUGCUCUGUUUGCCUGCACGGUGCUUCUCAUCAUGGUUUUGGUUAUUAACAAGUGUGGCCAGCAUUCCAAGUUUGGUAUUCACCGUUCAUCGGUUUUGGGCGCUGAGAGUGAUCUGGCUGUGUCGCUUCGUUUCAUGAACUUUGGAACCAGCCUGCCUUCCUCAGAUGAAGACUCUGGUUUAUCCAGCUUUGUAGAGAAUCCACAGUACUUCUGCGGCAUCAUCAAGGAGAAAGACAUGUGUGUCCAGCAUAUUAAAAGGCAAGACAUUGUGUUGAAGUGGGAGCUGGGUGAAGGAGCGUUUGGCAAAGUCUACCUGGCAGAGUGUGCCAACCUCAGCCCCGACAGCGACAAGAUGCUGGUUGCUAUCAAAACUCUAAAGGACGCCAACGAAUCGACCCGGCAGGACUUCCAGAGGGAGGCGGAGCUGCUGACUGUGCUCCAGCACCAGCACAUUGUGCGAUUCUACGGCGUCUGUACCGACGGAGAGCCACUGGCCAUGGUGUUCGAAUACAUGAGGCAUGGAGACCUCAACCGAUUCCUUCGAGCUCACGGCCCUGACGCUCGUAUCCUGGAGGAGUCGAAGAUGCCCCCGCUGGGUCAGCUCACGCUGCCUCAGAUGCUGCACAUCGCCGCCCAGAUCGCCUCAGGCAUGGUCUACCUGGCAUCGUUGCACUUUGUCCACCGCGACCUGGCAACCCGCAACUGUCUGGUGGGGGAGGGCCUGGUGGUCAAAAUUGGAGACUUUGGCAUGUCCCGAGACAUCUACAGCACAGAUUACUAUCGGGUGGGUGGACGUACGAUGCUGCCAAUCCGCUGGAUGCCCCCGGAGAGCAUCAUGUACAGGAAGUUCACCACGGAGAGCGACAUCUGGAGCUUCGGCGUGGUGCUCUGGGAGAUAUUCACCUACGGCAAACAGCCCUGGUACCAGCUGUCCAACAGUGAGGCCAUCGAAUGCAUCACACAAGGACGGGAACUGGAAAGGCCACGCACCUGCCCCAAGGAGGUGUACCUGCUGAUGCAGGGCUGCUGGCAGAGAGAGCCCCAGCAGAGGAUGGUCAUCAAGGACAUCCACAACCGCCUGCUGGCCCUGGUCAAGAACCCGCCUGUUUACUUGGAUAUCCUGGGCUAAAGGGGACCACCCAGAACCAAACAGGGUGGAGAGGUUGAGGUUUUAUUUUAAGACGUACAGUAAAACUUGUUCCUUUUAAAUCCAUUACUCAUCAGGGGUAAUCAUCUUAAACGGGUUCCUCUUAGUUUAAGUUUAAAAAUAUAUUCCUGUUCUUCCGGUUGCUGCUUUUCCAGCCUUUAUGCUUGACAGCAGUCUGCAGUGAUCUUUCCAAGUCAGUUUUUCAUCAUCCCGGCUCGACCCUGAUCCCUUUUUCUGCUCCGUCAUUCUCUGGAAAACUGUCAAAUGUUUUCCCAAGUGUUUAAUGUUUAUCUGAAGUGCGACCAGUCUGAUGGAGGGACAUGCAUGGAUAAGUUGAAGUAACUGUAUAUAUGAGAUGAAUGCUUGUCGAGGGAUUAUGACUCUCAGUUCCCUGCGAAUGUUUGCGAGCUGAGCUGUGGUACAUUUUAUAGACUCUACAGUCGACACUUGUGUCAAAAGGCAAUUAGAAAAUGAAACAGAUGAUUACAAGAGAGGGCACUUCACAUUGAGUCAAAAGUGAUUUUUUCAGAUUUGGGUACAGCAGAUAGUCAUUUGUAUUGUCACUGAUUUUGAAUAAGUUUUGAUAUGGAAGGUUAUUUAAAGGCAUUCAGUAAAUGUACAUAACAUAUCAAAGUUGUACAAUCAAAACCUUUGAGCGCUUGUUUGUUUCUGAUGUGUCAAAUCCAGUGUAUCAUAUGAGUAUUUUUCAAAACCAAGAACAAUAUGUCAUAUAUUAGUAGUGAAAGUGUGUGUUUACAUUUAAUGCUGUCUGUUUUGCUGUCAAAUAUGGACAAAAAAUACUUCCAAAGAUCAACGCUUUGACCUUUGGCCUGCCUGCGAAACUCAGGGGUGGCUUUCAUACAAAUUAGCGAUGUUUAACAUGCUACUGUAGUGCCCUUCAGAAUCAAAGCACUGCAGUGAAAUUUGGUAAGGGGGCAAGAUGGUGGGGAGGUGCCACGCUGAGAUGGUUUUAGAGGUAACAGAUGGAUUCAAGUGAGUGAAACUCCAGGAGGAGAGGGACAGAUGGCACUGAAACAGAGACUAGAGGUGAGGCCACCACCAUGGAAAAAAAAAUGAAGAGGGUAAAAGACUGAGUAUACGAACCAGUGUGAUGCCUAUAUGUGUACAUAUUAAAUGUACAUACCCUGUAUUAAUGUCUGAAAAAAUAUAUAUAUCUUCGUGUAUUGUUACUCCAGCACUUUGUAUAU